GCACGCACGUGACCCCUGGGCGCCUGACGCUGCGGGCUCUGGAGGAACAUGGCGCUGUGGGCUUGUUCAGUUGUUCCCGCCCUCAGGCUUUGGGGCCUGGGAGGUGCGCGGCCCUGGACCCGCCGGCCUUGUGUUGCAGGUGGAGGAAGGCCCAUAUCUUUUUCUGCCGGUGCCUCAAGUGUCUCUGGAAGCGGAGGCCACAGUCAGAAGUUUCUCCUGCAGGACAUUGCUGAGCUGAUUAAAACCAGAGCCUGCCAGAGGGUGGUGGUCAUGGUGGGGGCCGGCAUCAGCACACCCAGCGGCGUCCCAGACUUCAGAUCUCCAGGGACCGGAUACUACAGCAACCUCCAGCAGUACAAGAUCCCCUACCCCGAGGCCAUUUUUGAGCUGUCAUUUUUCUUUCGCGAUCCCAAGCCGUUUUUCACUUUUGCCAAGGAGCUAUACCCUGGGAACUAUAGGCCUAAUGCCACUCACUACUUCCUGCGACUGCUCCAUGACAAGGGGCUGCUUCUGCGGCUCUACACACAGAACAUCGAUGGGCUUGAGAGAGCGUCUGGCAUCCCUGCCUCAAAGCUCGUUGAAGCUCAUGGAUCCUUUGCCUCUGCCACCUGCACCGUCUGCCGAAGACCCUUCCCAGGGGAGGACUUUUGGGCCGACGUGAUGGUGGACACGGUCCCACGCUGCCCGGUCUGCACUGGCGUUGUGAAGCCCGACAUCGUAUUCUUUGGGGAGAUGCUGCCCCACAGGUUCCUGCUGCAUCUGGCUGACUUCCCCAUGGCAGACCUGCUGCUCAUCCUUGGGACCUCUCUGGAGGUGGAACCUUUCGCCAGCUUGUCUGAGGCCGUGAGGAGCUCGGUGCCCCGACUGCUCAUCAACCGGGACUUGGUGGGGUCCUUGGCUAGGCAUCCUCGGGGCAGGGAUGUGGUCCAGCUGGGGGACGUGGUUCACGGUGUGAAAAGGCUGGUGGAGCUUCUGGGCUGGACGGAGGAGAUGCGGGACCUCAUCCAGCGGGAAACUGGAAAGGUAGGGACGGCUGAGAGUCACGGGAGGGGCCAUCUCUUCUACUCUGGGGUCUGGUCAACCUGGAGUGGCGCCCUCUUUGGCUAAAACAGUAACAGUAAUAGGUAAUAUUGCUGUUAACCCUGUACCAGGCACUGUUUGGCGCCAUCUAUGUGCUUAUGAAUCGGGUGCUGUGAUUCUUAAUACCUCUGUUUAGAGAUGAAGAAACUGAUGCUUCGUUCCUGCUGAGUGGCAGAGUGGAGAUGAGGGUCUAGGCAGACAGGGCUGUCGUUCUGCAGUCGUCACACUUCAGCUGUCUUUGUACCCUAAACUGAAGGAGCACUCCAGGAUAAGAUGUGAUUCUGAAGUUCUCUGAACCUGUGUGGGAUGAUGCUUUUAGGAGAUAAUCAGAGUGAGAGGAGUUGACGUAUCAUCUGCUGAGCGUAGAAAGUCAGAGAGCCUUGAUCUCUCUAGAUGUCAAACCUCCUAUAAACAAGUGAGGUUACAGAAGAUGCAGUUUCCCAUGAGAAUCAGUUAGCACGUGUAGCCUUGAUGUGAGGGGUUCUUUUCUACAGGGGGCAGCAUUAAGCAUUUUAAGUCCAGUUGUCUCAAAGAGGAUUAUUUAUGAUGACAGCCAGGUUUAACACUGCUGGAAGUGGACUUCACUAGAAUGCUGUAAGUUAUAUUCUUGCCAUCUUGGGAAACCUCUCACCUUCUGGCUGUGGCUGCUUCAGGACUCAGGGCCAUGAGUCAGCCCUUUCCUCUCACCUCCACUGGCAAAAGCCCCCAGCCUCUGGCUACAGCCUGAUUUCUUACCAAUUUGAACCAAAGCAAGAAGAAUAUGAGGCUUUUUAAAGAUAUAAGACUUUGCAGUUAUAUUGUUUUCAUGAUAUUAGACAUCAUUGCCUUUCAAUCCAGAGUUUGGCUCUUAGGGAUAAGAUGUAGGACGGUGCCAUUUCUCAUCUCAUUAUAUGGAGGAAAUAAAGACCAUCAAAUGUUAAAGUCACGUUGCUGGGUCGCUUAAUGGAAGCAGAGUCCGGCUAAUACGGAUGCUUACACUUUACACCUCGAGAGGAACCGUAGCAGAUGCCUUGCUCACAGGGGAGUAGAGAUCUUGGUCAGAUCCGCCUGGCAGCUUACACAGGAGCCUUGGGUGGCUGACUUCCUACUUCCAUAUAACAGCAAGACAAAGUCAAGUAGCCUCUAUAGACGUUUAGAAUUAUAGUCCUAUAGGAUUUGACCUGUGCUAUUUUCUAGUUCCACAGAAAUUUGUGUAAAGUUACGAUUUUAGGGGUUUACGUAUUUUAAAAGAGUUGCUGUCCAAGAAUAAACACUAAGGGAUGAGCUGAAGUCUAAGUUGGAUUACUUUUCCAAACAGUGAACGUACUUGAGUGCAUCUCGACUGGUUACUUAAGUGAAGCCCUCCAUUUAGCCGCCCAGUUUUGCCCAGCCCUGCUGGCAUCGUCUUAACUUGGUUGAACAGCAGCAUUUGCGGACAGAAAAGCUUCCGUUUUAGGAAAUAAUUCAAUUCCAGGCCCUGAGAUGUGCCCAGGUAUGUUUUCAGAUAACCAGUUUCCUCUCUCCUUUGUGCUCCAGCUUGAUGGUUGGGACAAAUUAGGAGAGUGAGGGCUGCUCCUCACGCCAGAAAGGGCUACACGGGAGCCACUGCCCACUUCUGACGAGCCCUCUGCCUGAAGAACAGCUCGGGCACGCUUACAAAUUUUGGCUGAACCAGAACAUGCGACCUGAGGCUGCCCCUGGAGUGUCUUCCCAGGUCAUGAGUCUGUGCACUCGGGGCCACCCCAGCCACAGAUGUGCAGGAGCUGCCUGGCCUGACUUUUUGCUGAAGCUCUUAAUGCCACAAGCGUUCUUCUGAUGGUCAACCUCUUGGACUCAGACAACCUGGAACCCCAGACUGGACUCCAUCUGAAGGGCAGGUUUAGCAUCUGUCCACUUGGGUCGAGCAGCCCCAGUCACACCCCAAGUGUGGGCCUGGGUCCCAGGUAAUGCACUAGGGUUUUCUAGCGCGGUGGCCUCUUUAGUAGGUUUAUUUUUAGAGAUUGUCCUUCAUUUCUGGCAUGAAGUAAACUAAUAGAGAAACUGGG
Aethalodelphis obliquidens (Pacific white-sided dolphin) is the source of this 3104-nucleotide messenger RNA. RefSeq names its product sirtuin 3 (gene SIRT3). Gene Ontology annotation, molecular function: NAD+ binding; histone deacetylase activity, NAD-dependent. The transcript is spliced from 6 exons. Gene Ontology annotation, cellular component: nucleus. The coding region runs from base 49 to 1107 and encodes 352 amino acids. NCBI's taxonomy places the organism in Eukaryota, Metazoa, Chordata, Mammalia, Artiodactyla, Delphinidae. The record is from RefSeq and is a predicted model, not a curated record.